Onthophagus taurus is the source of this 1095-nucleotide messenger RNA. Lineage: Eukaryota; Metazoa; Arthropoda; Insecta; Coleoptera; Scarabaeidae. The record is from RefSeq and is a predicted model, not a curated record.
AUGAAACACACUAAAGAGGAUCCGGAAUUAAUGAAGUUAAUGGUAUAUUUCCAUGAAGGAUGGCCUCCAUUAAAAAAAGAUAUAAACUCAAAGUUAUCGACAUAUUGGAAAAUGAAAAAUGAUUUGAUGGUUAAGGAAGGUUUAGUAUACAUAAAUGAUAAAUUGUUAAUACCAACAAAAUUGCGACAGGGAAUACUGAAAAGACUACAUGAACCACAUUUUGGCAUUGAAAAGACUAAAAAGUUUGCAAGAAAAUUUUUAUAUUGGCCGGGAAUCUCGAAAGAAAUUGAGACAAUAAUAAAAGGAUGCCAGAUUUGUGAAAAAUAUGCAAAAAAUAAGACCAAAGAACGACUAUUACCUUACAAUAUCACCGAAUAUCCUUUUCAACGAGUAGCAGUAGAUAUAUGUGAAUGGGGAGGAAAAUCAUUUUUGAUAUUAGCAGACUACUAUUCUUUCUGGUUAGAAGUCAAAAGUUUAAAAAACAAAACUAGUAAAGAGGUAAUCAAAAAGUUGAAGUCCAUAUUUACAACUUUUGGUAUCCCUAAUGAAAUAAUAGCUGACAAUAAUCCGUUUAAUAGUGAGGAAUGUAGAAAGUUUGCGAACGAAUGGAAAUUUAGAAUAACAACAAGUCCACAUCAUUCUCAAGCGAAUGGUUUAGCAGAAAGAGCUGUGGGAGUUACUAAAAAUAUGUUAAAAAAGAGCGUGGAGGGGAAUGUUGAUUUUAAAUUGAUGUUACUUAAUCAUCACAACUUUCCAACUAGAACGACAAGUAUUUCCCCUGCUGAACUGAUAUUUAAUAGAAAUAUAAACACUAAAUUACCAAUUGCGACUAAUAAAUUAGUACCAAAAAAGAUGGAAAAGAUAAACAUGUAUCAAGAAAAUUUCAAGAGGUAUCAGGAAAAAUACAAAACUUAUUUUGAUCGAUCUGCAAAGGCACCAGAAGAAUUUAAGGUGGGAGAAAAUAUAAUGAUGAGAGAUGUGAAUAAGAAGGUGUGGAAACCGGGAUUGGUGAUGGAAAAGUGUGAUACUCCAAGGAGUUAUAAAGUAAUGGAUGAAAGGGGAAGAACGUUGAGAAGAAAUAGUGUUACCGUCUAA